CAGCGCCAUCUUGAGCGGACGAGCGGCGGGUUCGUGGUGGGCCGCGGCGCCGGAGCUCCGUCAAGCUUGGGGGCUUCCCUCGCGCGCGGAGUCGGCUCACAGGUCGGCGCGGCGACCGCAGCUGGCCGCGGGCCUGAGGAGGAGCCGCCGCCAUGGAGGAUGAGAUGCCCAAGACGCUGUAUGUGGGGAAUCUAUCAAGAGAUGUUACUGAAGCCCUAAUUCUCCAGCUGUUCAGCCAGAUUGGACCAUGCAAAAACUGCAAAAUGAUAAUGGAUACGGCUGGAAAUGAUCCCUACUGUUUUGUGGAGUUUUAUGAGCAUCGUCAUGCAGCCGCAGCUUUGGCUGCAAUGAAUGGUCGGAAGAUAAUGGGUAAGGAGGUCAAAGUGAACUGGGCAACAACCCCCAGCAGCCAGAAGAAAGAUACGAGCAGUAGUACCGUUGUCAACACACUGCGUUCACAAGACCACUUCCAUGUCUUUGUUGGGGACCUCAGCCCAGAAAUUACAACAGAAGAUAUAAAAGCAGCUUUUGCACCAUUUGGAAGAAUAUCGGAUGCACGAGUCGUUAAGGACAUGGCAACAGGAAAAUCUAAAGGAUAUGGCUUUGUUUCUUUCUUCAAUAAAUGGGAUGCAGAAAACGCGAUCCAACAGAUGGGUGGACAGUGGCUGGGUGGAAGACAAAUCAGGACUAACUGGGCAACGCGCAAACCUCCAGCUCCAAAGAGUACAUAUGAGUCCAAUGCCAAACAGCUCUCCUAUGAUGAUGUUGUAAAUCAGUCAAGUCCGAGCAACUGCACUGUGUACUGUGGUGGUGUUACUUCAGGGCUAACAGAACAGCUGAUGCGCCAGACAUUUUCUCCAUUUGGACAGAUAAUGGAAAUCCGGGUCUUCCCAGAUAAAGGGUACUCAUUUGUGCGGUUCAAUUCUCAUGAGAGCGCUGCACAUGCCAUUGUUUCAGUCAAUGGCACAACCAUAGAAGGGCAUGUUGUGAAAUGUUAUUGGGGCAAGGAAACGCCAGAUAUGAUUAAUCCAAUCCAGCAGAAUCAAGUGGGUUAUCCACCACCUUAUGGGCAGUGGGGCCAGUGGUACGGGAAUGCCCAACAGAUUAGCCAGUACAUGCCCAAUGGCUGGCAAGUCCCUGCGUACGGAAUGUAUGGACAGGCAUGGAGCCAGAGCUUUAAUCAGACCCAGUCUUCUGCAGCAUGGAUGGGUGCAAGUUAUGGUGUGCCUCCACCUCCACCUCCACCACCCCCGCCACCCCAGGGGCAAAACGGAAGUGUUCUAACUAGUCAAACUGGAUAUCGGAUGGCAGGUUUUGAAACGCAGUGAGAGGCAGAGGAGGACUCUGGAGCAGAACAGCUGGUGGUUUUGAGGCUAAAUGGAGCAUUGUAAAUCUUUUGUUUACUUUAAAAAAAUCUAUCCAAUCAAGUCAGUGCAAAAGUCAGAAACAGUAUUUAUUUUUAAUCAUGAAACUUCGUUGUCCACCUUUUUUUAAAACACAAACACACACACACACACACAGGAAAUACUAGAUGCUGGAUAUCUGCCAACUUUUGCCUUCUUUUCCUCUUUUGAGAUGUGUUUCUUAAGAUCCUUGUUUGAAACACAACUAAUGCAGGGAUUUCUGCCACUUUUAGAUGGGGGCAGGAAAUUGCACAAUAUCAAACUUUUUUUUCCACGGAAGUAGUGUGCAGUUCUAGUUUGCAUUCCUAGUAUGACUUAAUGUAUAUGAAAGCAGUUGUACAGAAAAAAAAACACGCCAAAACUGUGUGAAUUCUGAAGGUUGAUUACGACCUUCAGCUUGUGCACAAUUCUGUUUUAAAGAGAGCCUAUUGUAUAAAGUGUCCAUCUCCUCACUUUUGUUAUACUGGGGUUUCAAAUAUAACUUAUUGGUUUACAUUGUUUUGUAUCUAGACAUUUUUCAAAAAGUGGUUUUUGCCUUACUGUCAGCUAUUAAAUUAUUAAAUGGGGGCAGGGGCGGGGAAGUGACAAUUGACAAAACUUAGUUGUGCAACCGCUCUCGGAUGGAUCCAACUCUUCAUGUUUUUGCUGUUGUGGUUAGACAUGAAAAGGUGCCUGGCUGGGAAAUCCCUGUUGGAUUUGCUCAAAGAUCUUUUUCCUCACUGAUGAACUACAGCCCAAUAUUACUAAAGAUGUGACACAUUCUUAUGAACCAGCUUUUUAAAAUGUCAGUUUUUACAUUUACAUGUAUCCUUUAUCAUGUAAACUAUUUUAGCAAAUUAAUAUUUUUCACAAAAGUUGGUCAAACUUUUGUAUGUCUCCUUCUUUGAAAGGGUAAGAGGCAGAGAGACCUACGUGACUUAUGAGUACGAUUUUAAUCUUCGGUUUUUGCAUGUGAAUAUCAAAUACAUUGUUAGACUUGGAAUCCGCAAGUUAUCCGCUCGUUUUUCAGAGCCGAGUAGAGCAAGCAUUGGUCUUAACUGUUAGCAACAUUCAAGUGGAGUAAGUUUGACUUGAUUUAGCAUGUACAGGUAGAGUUGUGAAAUCUUGUAGCAAUUGUGUGAAUCAGGCCAGGGGUAUGAGGAAUGCUCCAGUGAAGCCUGAAGGACCAGCUGGAUAAUAAAGCAUUUGGAAUUGUUCAGAGGCCAAAAAACGUUGCUAUCCUACCUCCUUGAAUAGCCUUCAGAGAGUGCAAAAAACCUGAAAACCAACCCUGUCCCUAGGCGUAGUAUUUAUUUAUCCCUGUUGAUGUUUGGGCACCUGGAGGCUUUUGCUUUUUGUUCUGCCUUGGUUGCCGCUUUUCAUGGGGUUAUUGAGCUUAUGCUAGACUGAGUGUCCUAUGAUAAUGUAUCGGUGGCAACCCUAAGACAGAGUGGAUGAGUCAGUUUUGCAGAUGUUAAGAUUCUGUCUGUCUUGAUUCCAACUCCUCAUUGUUUGUCUUUGGGGAAUAUUCCGGGGGUGGCUGUCAAGAAGUGAUUCUAAAAUGUGAAAACUUGCUAGAGAAUUUUAUUUUGCAAUGGGUGUGGUGACCAGUGUUCCCUCUAACAGGGAUUCCCAGAUGUUGCUGACUACAACUCUCAGAAUCUCAAGCAAAAGCCAGUACAACUGGUGAUUCUGGGAGUUGUAGUCAGCAACAUCUGGGAAUCCCUGUUGGAGGGAACACUGGUGGUGACUCAAAAGACCAAGGAAAGCCUAGGAUGAAUCUUGAGGAACUGUAUUGUGCCUGACUGUGUUAAAAACUGGCAUGUUGAAAAGUGAGCCUGGCCAGAAAUGGCUUAGGACUCAAGGGAGCGGUUCAGUACAGCUGUGUUUAAAAACCUGGCUGUAAAGAUGUGAAUGCAGCUCUUAGAAGACAACUUGUUACCCUGUAGACAAGGCCUGGCCCCAAAAUACUAAAAAUAAUAAAGCCUACCCAAAAGAGAUCUUUAACUCCCUAGGUCAUUCUUAUGUGUGUCUCCUUGCUGCCUUUUAAACUUGCAUGAACAUAUCUGGCUUCUGUUCACCAUUCUUCCCAAAGAGGACAUGACUAGGUUUGAGGUGAGCUUGGUGCUGCACAGGGGUUGCUGUAUGUGUGCACUGAGCAAUAUAACAGUCCAGGUUUGGUCUACUUAUAUAAAAUUCCUGUUACUGAAAUGGUCAAAAACCUAUUACCCCAUUUUAAAAAUGUGAAUAGCUCUUAACCUCUUCUGAGUGCUGAUUUCUGAUUUUUCACUGUCUCUGGACAUUCAGGAAAACAUGAAUGUCUAGAGGUUUUUUGGUUGACCAUGAUUCAAGCUUUAAUGCAUUUCAAAAACAUGAAGUAUUUUAAGGGGUAGGAUGCAGAGGAGGAAAGGAUAGCUUUUCAGAAUUUUUUAAAGAGGACAUGAAUGAAGGUGCUCAGUUAGACUUCAAAAUACUGUUGGGGCCCUUCUAACGUGGUUCUGUAUCCGAGACUAGGUCUGGUGUCACUGCCUGUUUCUGUUGCAUCAGCCAGUCAGCACUAUGUGGCAGAAGCUUCCCAAGUGCCAGCCUUAUUGUGGGUGUUCCCUCCUCUCUACUGUAGCCCGUCUCCCCUGUGGCCCUAAGCUGACAAUCAUCAGAGCCCAUUUCUUCCUUUCCCUUCUUGCUUCCUCCUCUUGGUUUAAGCAUCUGCGUGUCUUUCAGGUCUUUCCAUUUUAAAAAGGAGCUUUCUAAAGGCAAGCUCUUUUAACGUUGUAGUACCCUGUACAGAUAGGAAAAGAAUGAAGCCACCCGAAGUUUUUUAAAUUUUAAAGUAGCAGCCCAUUUUUGUCUUUGUAUGAAUGUUGAAAGCUUCAUUUGAACUAAUGUGUUUUGAUACUUGUGUUUAGAAGUUCAAGAACUUCACUCCAGAAGCCGAGAAUUUUGAAAGCCAUCAAGGAUGUUAAUAAAAGAUGUGAGCUUGCUUAUUUCAUCCUUA
Molecule: messenger RNA, 4377 nt
Organism: Hemicordylus capensis (graceful crag lizard)
Lineage: Eukaryota; Metazoa; Chordata; Lepidosauria; Squamata; Cordylidae
Gene: TIA1
Product: TIA1 cytotoxic granule associated RNA binding protein
Exons: 13
Coding region: 153-1328 (391 amino acids)
Molecular function (GO): mRNA binding
Source: RefSeq, a predicted model, not a curated record